Molecule: messenger RNA, 1118 nt
Organism: Trametes versicolor FP-101664 SS1
Lineage: Eukaryota; Fungi; Basidiomycota; Agaricomycetes; Polyporales; Polyporaceae
Exons: 2
Coding region: 1-597 (198 amino acids)
Source: RefSeq, a predicted model, not a curated record
AUGGCCACCUACUACGUGCAACCCGGGUACCAGCGCCCCCGCGCCUACUCCCAGUCUUACGGCCAUGCGCCGCAACAGAUUGUCUACACCCACUCGAACCAGUCCCACCAUAGCUCGCCCCAGCGCCGGGCUACCGCGUACCCCCACCACUCCGGCGCGUACUACGCAGCGCCCCAGUACGUGGCCCCCACCUACCACCACGACUCCGGGCGCCAUCACCACCAGGGCCACGCUCGCGCUGGCUCCGGCGGCGUGUACUACACCUCCUCGGCCCCUUCCCACUCGCGCCAUAGCCCCUCGUCUGGCCAGCGUCGUUCGGCGUCGCACAGUCGUCACCACCGCUCUCAGUCGGUCCCGCGGACUGUCCAGGUAGUCGACGCCCGCCGCCCCCACCACACCAGGAGCUCGAGCCGUCUCCGCCAGUCUCCUCCGCACCAGGCCCACCACUCUCGUCCCGUCGGCGAGCCUCUCAGCGAGCGCAUCCGCCGCAUGUUUGGCUUCGGGCACUCCUCCUCCCGGCCCCAUAACCGCGACUACGUCGAUGCCCGCAGCGGCCGCACCGUCGACUGGCGCGGUCGCCCCAUCUACCGCGUCUGAGCGCGUUCACCACCCCCGACGCGUCCACUCGACGCGUUGCGGAUCACGGACUCACCCCGGACUUGCCUGAUCCGCCUGGCGCGCGGUCGGUUAACUCUAAUAUCCUAUGUCGCGCGGUGCAGCUCCAUCACGCACGUCCUCCGCGAGGCGUGCACCGCCGCGCGUCUCACACCCUCCUUUGUUCAUUUUUUAUCCCUUUCGGCGCCGGCAUCCAGUUUGGCGUCCGGACUAUCGUUAUGUCUUCCUAGUCUGCUUUGUUUCGAGUCCCCUGCCCCAUAGUCGUCUGCUCUGCAUCGUUGUUUACUGUAUCGUCCUUCACAUAUGCCCCGCCCAGACCACGGACUCCAUGCGACUAGUGUAUCGGUAUUGUGUACUAUAGUUCUUACCAUGCCGCGCCUCACGACCGCUCUCACGUCACCCACGUUGCUGCUUGUGAUAAUGCUUUCGGCCCCCUUUCAUCCGUUCUUGUCCUCUAAUGACCGUUUUGUACUGGUACGAACGUCCCGGACAUGCUGCGCAAU